Molecule: messenger RNA, 2037 nt
Organism: Podarcis muralis (Common wall lizard)
Lineage: Eukaryota; Metazoa; Chordata; Lepidosauria; Squamata; Lacertidae
Gene: PRR15L
Product: proline rich 15 like
Source: RefSeq, a predicted model, not a curated record
CCCUGUAUGUAUAUUAUCUAUAUUGCCUCUGGCCUUUUCAGUCAACAGCAUACACCUGAGGAAGUAAGGUGUUUACCUAUGAAAGUCUUGCCCCAAUAAACUAAUCUCUAAAGUGCCACAGGCCUCGUCCUUCUCUCUCUCUCUCUCUCUCUCUCUCUCUCUCCUCUUCUUCUUCUUCUCUGCAACAGGCUAUCAUAAUUUCCAUUCUGGAAUUGAAAGGCCCUGGUGCUCCCCUGGUCUCCUCAGGUGACAUCAACAAAGCGGCAGCAAAAUGUCUUAGCUUAGAUUUCUCUCGUCAUGAAUAUUCAGAACUCUCUCAGCUCGGCCUCUCUGUUAGUUCCUGUUUACUUUAGACAGGAGUGGCUGAGUCUCCGGUUAACCUUGACAUAGAGAGAGAGGGAGAGAGAGAAAGGGGCGCAGCACGAACAGGUAUGUUGCACCUCAGCACACCUGAGAUGUGAGAGCCACUUUGCUACUGACUGCCGGAGCCAAGGCUGCUUGUUUUGCCACAGAGACCUGCCUCACUGUCAGGACCUCGUCUCAUCCCUUCUUCAUGUUGGUCUUUUCCCAUAACGGCUGAACUUGCUACUCUGUGAGAGACGAAGUUCAGAAGUCCAAGAGAGCAGGGUGUCGAUUCCUGGCCACCAUGGCGGAAAACAAUUAUAGCUGGUGGAAGCUGACUUUUCUCCGGAAAAAAAAAUCCACCCCCAAAGUAUUGUAUGAAAGCCCAGAUAUCUACGAUGUCACCAACAAUGAGAACCAACAGGAGGGUAUGCUUGCUGACGGGGGAAACAGCGGGAGCAGCGAGCGCGAAUUCAACGCCCGGCUAGAGAAGAUUGUGGACAAGAGCACCAAAGGCAAACACGUCAAAGUCUCUCAUUCAGGGCGCUUCAAGGAAAAGAAGAAAGUAAGGGCCACGUUGUCGGAAAACCCCAAUUUUUUUGCUGACAGCGAACGGGACGAGAAAUAAGGAGGUGGAUGAAAGAGAAACGUUCUCUUCACAUGCCCUCAUUUGAGGGUGUUUCUCUGGCCUGAGAGAAGCGUACGACACAUGCAUUUCAACCCAUUUGCAAAUGAAGUUUAACGAGGGACCAGCUGGGCUUUCGAGAUUGGGUCCUGAUUUUCACUUGAAAAGAAAAGUUUCAGAAGAAGAUGAACUUUAUUAAUGUUAGUAGUCUUUUUUUUAAUUUAAGGAAUAAAGCUAAUAGUAUUUAAAAUGCAAGACAGGAGAAGCCAGAGGAACAGCAGAGAAUGUGUGGUGCAAGGAAUAUAUUCAGAAUUGCUUAACCAGUUACCCCUGGAUACCAUGAGGAACCCUAUCAUCCCAGUGGUGCUAUCAGGGCAGGACUAGGGGUAAGGUUCAGGGCUCCAGUCAGCAAAAUUACACUUACACACACACACACACACACACACACACACACACACACACACACUCUCUCAGUAGGGCUAGCUUACCAUAUUUUGAAGUUAAGAGAAUACAUAUUUACUACCUAUAGAGAAGUACCAUUAAACCAUAAAGUCUAGUUUCAAAAAUUACCAUAGUGUACCACCAUGUGGCCCUCAUAAUUGGGGUGCAAGUCAAGGCAACAUGUUUGCCACCCAAGAUUAGCAUCAGCACAUGGCAUCCUCAGGCAACAGCUGGGACCCCAGCACUCCAGCUGUGCCAAUCAGCGCUGAUGGCUGCCUCAGCCACUGUUUCUUUGGAGGUAGGUUUAUCUGGUUGCAGUGGCUCAGUCUGAGAAGCUGCCCACCACUGAGAAUUUCCCACAAUGCCCCAGAACACUCAGUGUAGCAGAACUUUUUUGGGGGGAUCACCAAUCUUUUUUGGCCAGUAGACACAUCUGGAAUUUUGAGGAAGUGUCAUGGACACAAGUCACAAAACUGGUGCUAUGAGCUAUGAGAGCAUGCCAUGCCUUCCAAAAUACAGGCGCCCCAUUCCAUGAUGAUAAUUUUGCUAUUUAUACCCCACACAUCUUACUGGCAUGCCCCAGCCACUAUGGGCAGCUUCCAACAUACAGUGGUACCUCGGUUUACGAA